Molecule: messenger RNA, 510 nt
Organism: Camellia sinensis
Lineage: Eukaryota; Viridiplantae; Streptophyta; Magnoliopsida; Ericales; Theaceae
Source: RefSeq, a predicted model, not a curated record
AUGAGGUUUGGUGUUCGUGGUAAAUUGAGUCCUAGAUUUGUUGGACCAUUUGAGGUUUUAGAUCGAAUUGGAGAGGUAGCUUACAGACUUGCCCUACCGCCUUCACUAGCUGGAGUUCAUAAUGUCUUCCAUGUUUUAAUGUUGAGGAAGUAUGUACCGAAUCCCAAUCAUGUGAUUGAUCAUGCACCGUUGCAGUUUAAGGAGGACUUGACCUAUGAGGAACGCCCUGUAAGAAUUGUUGAUAAAAAGGAGCAGGUUUUGAGGCGUCGAGUCAUCCACUACGUUAAGGUUCAAUGGAGCAAUCACUUGGAAAGAGAAGCCACUUGGGAACUUGAUGAUGAAAUGAGACAAAAGCAUCCACAACUUUUUGAGACUCCAGGGGAUGAUGAUGAUGUUGCUAAUGUUGAUCAGGUUGAGGAGGUACUCACUGGUCCAUUUCCUGGGGGGCCAUCAGAUCCAUCAGUACUGAAGAGCUUCAAGGCACAUAUUGCAGCAACUACAUGGGAUUAG